AUGUCUACGUACGUACGUUAUUUAGCGGCGAAAAAGUGCUUCGAGGGUCUGAGUGACAGAAACACACCAAGGAGGCGCACGGCCGCAUCUAAGUGCUGCCAUACACCCGCCAUGACAGCCGCUACGCAUUUCGUCAUGACAAGUGGCGGAUGCGGAGGUGCUCACAUCACGAAGCGCCGAUACCCUGCGCGCCCUUCUGCCAUGUCGCCCGGAAGACUGCGUACAGCACCGAAGACGCCAGUGAACGUCGCGUCCAGAAGAAAGUGUCUUACCGUGGUUGCAAAUGUGGUUCCGCAGGGAGAUGCACUUCCACCGCCUGCUGUAUUCAAUGCCGUUCUUGCCACUGCAGAAAAAAAAGCGGCACAGGAUCUCAGCACUACUCUCGUCCUCGGUUUCUCGGCCGGUGCUCUCAUCGGCAUUGGCGCCUUGCUCAUGUCGUGCGUCGGCGCGUCUUCUCCUGCACUCGCCACGGCAAAUCCUGGGCUGUGCAAUUUUCUUAAAGGUGCAGUCGGCCUCCCAGCUGGACUCACGCUCGUGAUCCUCACUGGUGCUGAACUAUUCACUGGAAAUGUCAUGACAAUGUUUUCUGGUCUUCUGGCAAAGAGAAUUGAAGCCGGGGCACUUUUCCGUAAUUGGCUUCUUUCAUAUGCUGGCAACUUCAUCGGUUCCAUCGUUAUGGCAUACUUGGCUUUCGGUGCCAAAACUGCCUCUGCUCCAGCGGCGAAAGCAGCAGUAGUCGGCAUCGCCACUUCUAAAGUAUCUCUUUCUUUCGGCGUUGCGUUGUGCAAGGGGAUCUUAUGCAACUGGCUCGUUUGUCUUGCCGUGUGGGGCACGAUGGCUUCCACAUCUGUUGCUGGCAAAGUCCUUGCCAUUUUCUGGCCCAUAACUGCUUUUGUCACCCUGGGUUUUGAACACUCUGUCGCAAACAUGUUCUUGAUACCCCACGGUAUGCUCAAUGGCGCGCAAAUUACCGUGAAAGAUAUGAUGUUGAACAAUAUCUUGCCCGUUACCCUCGGGAAUGUGAUCUCCGCCGUGAUUUUUGUGGCCGGCUUGCACUUCUGGGCAUACGGUCGUCAGAACUAGUAGUAUCUCUCUCUGUCGCGUGUGAGCACACCGAUGUUGUUAAUCGUCAGUGUACGCAAAAUUCACGUGAAUGGUGUUCGUACAUCUCACUUAAGAUUUUAAAAAAAAAUUAAUAUUGGAUGA
Messenger RNA from Micromonas commoda, 1206 nucleotides. RefSeq names its product formate-nitrite transporter family (gene NAR1). Bases 1 to 1083 code for a protein of 360 amino acids. Gene Ontology annotation, cellular component: membrane. The record is from RefSeq and is a predicted model, not a curated record. Gene Ontology annotation, biological process: transmembrane transport; nitrite transport. The transcript has 2 exons. NCBI's taxonomy places the organism in Eukaryota, Viridiplantae, Chlorophyta, Mamiellophyceae, Mamiellales, Mamiellaceae. Gene Ontology annotation, molecular function: high-affinity secondary active nitrite transmembrane transporter activity.